AAUCCAAUUGCAAGUAUCCUUGAACAAAACAAAUUAACUGGACCCAAUUUUAACGAUUGGCUAAGGAACCUAAAAAUUGUUCUUCAAUCGGAGAAGAGGGAUUAUGUAAUGGAUACAGCUCCUCCUCCUCCACUCGAAGAUCAGACUUCGGAUGAGUAUGGAGCGUAUUUACAUCAUAAAGAUGACAACCUCCAAGCUCGGUGCUACAUGUUAGCAUCAAUGUCUAAUGAGUUGCAGAGACAGAACGAAUUACUGAAUGAUGCUUCUGAAAUACUCCUACACUUACAAGAGUUGUAUGGUGAUAGGACGCGGCAGAUUAGAUAUCAGAUAUCUAAGGAACUUUUCAGGUGUUGUAUGACCGAGGGCUCUUCAGUUCAUGAUCAUGGGCUGAAGAUGAUAGCUCUUGUUGAAAGGCUCUCAUCCCUAAGAGUCAUUAUGGAUAAUGAACUCUAUGUGGACCUCAUGCUGCAAUCUCUGCCUUCGUCAUUUGACAACUUUGUCGUUAACUUUAACAUGCAUAACAUGGAGACUUCUCUCCCUGAGUUAGUGAAUAUGUUAAAGACGGCUGAAUCCACGAUUAAAAAGGAUAAGCCGGUGCUUCUUAUUGGAUCCUCUUUUGGAUCAAAGACUGUAAAGUCUAAGAAAAGGAAGGGGAAAGGAAAGGUUCCCAAUAAACCAAAUAAGAAGGCAAAUAACGACAAAGGGAAGAAUAAAGAAAAGGUUAAACCUCAGUCGAAUCAUGAAUGUUAUCAUUGUGGUAAAACUGGGCACUGGAAGAGGAACUGCAAGGAGUAUCUUGCUAGCCUGAAGAGUUCAGGUAUUUAUUUUGUUGAAGUUAACUUAUCAGUUAACGAUUCUUCUUGGGUAUUAGAUACCGGUUGUGGCUCACAUAUUUGCAAUGAUUUGCAGAUAAUGGCAAGAA
Messenger RNA from Striga hermonthica, 922 nucleotides. The record is from the annotation of a GenBank genome assembly. Lineage: Eukaryota; Viridiplantae; Streptophyta; Magnoliopsida; Lamiales; Orobanchaceae.